AGUUUUUCGUUCGAAAAGGGGGGAGGAGAUUUUGUGUUUUCUUCUUUUUCUUUUUUUCUGAUUUCUAUUAAAUCAGAGGCGUUUUCAUAUCUGUCAAAUUGACCUUUUUAAUUGUUCCCUUUAAUUGUUCACAAUUAACCUUAAAUCAUGUUGGUUCUUGUUAUUGGAGAUACUCACAUUCCAUACCGGUGUCAUAAUCUUCCGAGUAAAUUUAAAAAAUUGUUAGUCCCUGGUCGUAUUCAUCAUAUCCUGUGUACUGGAAAUUUGGGUACCAAGGAAUUGUAUGAUUACCUGAAAACAUUGGCUUCAGAUGUACAUGUUGUUAGAGGUGAUUUUGAUGAUGUUGGUUUAAAUUAUCCGGAGCAAAAGGUUGUCAAUGUUGGUCAGUUUCGUAUUGGCCUUUGCCAUGGUCAUCAAGUAAUCCCUUGGUCCGAUGCUAAAAGUUUAGCCCUUUUACAAAGGCAACUUGAUGUUGACAUAUUAAUUACCGGACAUUCCCAUAAAUUUGAAGCCUAUGAACGUGAUGGGUGUUUUUAUAUUAAUCCUGGUUCAGCUACUGGAGCCUAUGGACCUCUUGAUAGUAAAGUUAUUCCAUCUUUCGUUCUAAUGGACAUUCAAUCGGCUACUGUGGUCAUUUACAUUUACCAAUUGAUUGAUGAUGAAGUUAAAGUGGAAAGAAUUGAAUAUAAAAAAUCUUAAAUUAAAUUUAAAAUUUUACUUCAACAAAUCAAAGAUGUUUUAUCACAAUCAAGAAAAUUUCCCAACUCUGAGCAAACAGGAAGAAAAGUCAACACAUACUCAAUUUCCAUCUCUUUUUUUGGCAAUCUCUGUAAAGUAAUUGAUUAUCGUUAAUAUAGGAACCAGAAGAAGAUUUAAUCUUCCAAUUCAAAUUACAGUAGGAAAUUAUCUUUACAAUUAAAAACAAAGUAAAGUAUUAAUUUUCAAAAGUA
Messenger RNA from Panonychus citri (citrus red mite), 950 nucleotides. RefSeq names its product vacuolar protein sorting-associated protein 29-like (gene Vps29). Bases 148 to 699 code for a protein of 183 amino acids. Gene Ontology annotation, cellular component: endosome; retromer complex. Gene Ontology annotation, biological process: retrograde transport, endosome to Golgi; intracellular protein transport. The record is from RefSeq and is a predicted model, not a curated record. NCBI's taxonomy places the organism in Eukaryota, Metazoa, Arthropoda, Arachnida, Trombidiformes, Tetranychidae. The transcript is spliced from 3 exons.